UUGCUAUUACUAUUAUUAUUUUACCGUUGGCUAGUUUCACGAGUGAUAUUUCCUUUUGAGCAUUGAUAGUAACAACGACUUUCGUAUGUUUCUUCUUUUCAGUAAAUCAGCUUAGACAAAAUGUGCGACGACUGGGAUGACAACGAUGCGACUGGAAAAUCCUUCGGCCAACCAAACUACGGUGGCGGCGACGAUGCACAGGACAGCGGAUACUCCGAAAAUCGCCGCGGCGGAGGCGGUUUCCGAGGUCGCGGUGGACGGGGUGGCCGCGGAGGUCGUGGCGGCCGAGGAGGCCGUAGUGAUUUCGGCGGUGGCGACGAUGGGGAAAACGGUUAUGGCCGCGGUGGAGGCGGCGGAUAUGGCGGCGAUGAUGACGCGAACGGCGGUUAUGAAAAUGGUUUUGGCGGCGGAGACCGCGGUGGUUUCCGCGGACGCGGCCGAGGUGGUCGCGGAGGGCGGGGCGGUCGUGGAGGUUCCCGCGGCGAUUUUGGUGGUGGCGAUAACGACGGAGGAGAAAACGGAUUCGGACGCGGCGGCGGCGGUGGUGGUGGUUUCCGAUCACGCAACCGCGACGAUGACGAGAACGGUGAAAAUGGAACAGAUGACCAGGUGAAAACGGAAAAGCCGAGAGAGCUCUAUAUUCCUCCUGCGCCCACCGAAGAUGAGAACGAGAUGUUCGGAUCGGGCAUCGAAUCGGGAAUAAAUUUCGAUAAGUUCGACGAAAUUAAGGUGAACGUAACGGGAGAGAAUCCUCCGAGUCCCAUCAAAUCGUUUAGCGAUUCUGGUCUGCGAGAUUACCUGUUGCAAAACGUACGCAAAUCACACUACACCAAACCGACACCCAUCCAGAAGUAUGCCAUCCCAAUCAUCAUGGAUAAGCGAGAUCUGAUGGCCUGCGCCCAGACGGGUUCUGGUAAAACGGCCGCAUUUCUGUUGCCAAUGAUCAACAACCUCCUCGUGCAAAACGAUGACAUGGUGCCCGGGAAUCCAUUUGUAGUCAUCAUUGCGCCCACGCGAGAGUUAGCUCUACAGAUCUUCAACGAGGCCCGCAAGUUCGCUCUCGGGACCAUCCUCAAGGUUUGCGUUGCUUACGGAGGAACUGCUACCCGUCAUCAGAUGGAUAACAUCCAGAAUGGAUGCCACAUUUUGGUAGCCACGCCCGGACGCCUGCUGGACUUCGUCGACAAGCAAGCGGUGACGUUCGAACGGGUCAAAUUUGUGGUGCUCGACGAGGCAGAUCGCAUGCUGGACAUGGGCUUCAUGCCAUCGGUUGAAAAGAUGAUGAAUCACGAAACGAUGCGACCCAAGGAGGAUCGGCAAACGUUGAUGUUCUCCGCGACGUUCCCCGCAGAAAUCCAGGAGCUGGCCGGGCAGUUUUUAAACAACUACAUCUUCGUCGCAGUGGGCAUCGUCGGCGGUGCCAGCACGGACGUUGAACAAACGAUCUACCAGGUAUCCAAGUUCCAAAAGCGGAAGAAGUUGGAGGAGUUGCUGGAGGCGGAUGAUCCAACCGGAACGUUGGUGUUCGUUGAGACGAAGCGAAAUGCCGAUUACCUUGCGUCGCUUCUAUCGGAAACGAAAUUCCCCACCACAUCUAUUCAUGGAGAUCGAUUGCAGCGAGAGCGUGAAGAAGCUCUCCGAGAUUUUAAAUCCGGAAAAAUGUUCAUUCUUAUCGCUACAUCGGUGGCGGCACGAGGGCUCGAUAUUAAAAAUGUGGCCCAUGUAGUUAACUACGAUCUGCCCAAGAGUAUCGACGAUUACGUUCAUCGUAUCGGAAGAACCGGUCGUGUAGGCAACAAAGGUAGGGCUACGAGCUUCUACGACAUGGAAGCUGACUCCGCGAUUGCGCCUGAUUUGGUCAAGAUCCUUACGCAAGCAGGGCAACAGGUGCCCGAUUUCUUGGAAGGCCUUUCCACGGGCGGUGGUUCGUUCGGUGGAGCCAGCCAAUUCGGUGGACGGGAUAUUCGUGCGCGGAAUACUGGUGGAUCGCGCGUGGAUGCGCAACCGAAGCAGAUGGAGCCCGAGGAGGACUGGGACUAAGUCCGACAACCCACUAAAGAAGUGUUAUCAAAGAAGCAGGUUGAACUUUUGUUUUCACUUUUAUGUUUUAUUAUGUACAUUCUUAUGAAGGGUGUAAUGACUAUUUCCAACACAGAACUAUAAUUGAAGCUGAUUGUUAACAAAUCUGGUAAAAAAUGACAAAUAAAACGUUGAUACGUUGCCAAGAGCA
Aedes albopictus (Asian tiger mosquito) is the source of this 2230-nucleotide messenger RNA. Its product is annotated as ATP-dependent RNA helicase vasa. NCBI's taxonomy places the organism in Eukaryota, Metazoa, Arthropoda, Insecta, Diptera, Culicidae. Bases 121 to 2040 code for a protein of 639 amino acids. The transcript has 4 exons. Gene Ontology annotation, cellular component: P granule; nucleus. The record is from RefSeq and is a predicted model, not a curated record. Gene Ontology annotation, biological process: cell differentiation; gamete generation. Gene Ontology annotation, molecular function: RNA binding; ATP binding; RNA helicase activity.